GGAUAGUGUUUUUCGUUCUUUGUUGAAGCGGGUCGGCCGUGGGAUUGGGAUCGGGAGGGGGUUCCCACCCUCGCCCCCUGGGGCAGGGAGCCAGGGACGGAUUAUUCUCUGCGGGGCGACGACAACAGUUUCCUUUCGGGAGGGUCAAUGAAUGUGAAAGCUGAUAUAAAGAACACUACCGAUGAUUCAGAAACCUCGCUACCAAUUACAGUUGAUGCUCUGCUUGCUCAGAAAUGCAGCUCCCUGCACCUGAACAGGCGAGGGAGGUUUGAGCUGAAACUCUUAUCCACGCCGGGCAGUCUUUCUUACACAGAGGGCGGAGCUCAGAUCCUCCCUGAACCCGGGCUGGAUCAAAUCUGCAGCCUGGGACUCGCUGCAUCAAACAGAGAAACUCGGCCCCACUGGUUGCGAUGAAAGAAAAAGGAGAGAUCCACACGGAAACCCGGACAGAAAGGGUUGCUACAUUGACCCCACUCCCGCCUCCUCCCGCUGUCAGACCCGUCCUGAGCCGGUGAGAGUUAGUGUGACCCGGACUGCGGCAGUCCCGCUCUACCCCGGCUCACCCGGCCCUGUCCAUCUGUAACGAGCGGCGGACACAUCACAGCCGAGUGGCCUCGGGAGCAGCAGCUCAGACUCAACUCUCCGUACAGGGUGAGCACACCGGUGCAGGGCCAUUGUUGGUCACCGGGGAAGUUAGACUGUGAUUUGCUGGGACCACGCUGAACGCCGGCCGGUUAAACAUCAGAGAGUCAGAAUAAUGAAAACCCCAUCCCCACCAUGGCUGAAGGUGUGAAUAUGGAUGGAGAUCCAGUGGGCUCCAAAGCAGGAAAGGACACAGAUCCCAAAUCGACGAUCUCAGAUCUCCUGACACGGUGUGAAGAUUAUCAACUGCUCCACCUGACAACUUUCUACCGGGAGAGACUAAAACUUGCGAUUGAAGAACGGGUAGAAGGACUCAGCUGGAUGAUGAGAAAGGAGGGACAAUUCAGUGAAUGGGAAUACGAGGAAGUCACUGAGCUCGUGCAGAGGAGAAACCGAACUGAGAGUUCCAAACUCUUCUUCAGUCUGGUGAUAGAGAAAGACACCCAGGCCCAGAGGGUGAUGUGGGUAUCCUUUGUGGAAAUGAGGAAGGAGUUACCAAAGUUGGACAAGAUACUGAAGGAAAUCCAGGAACUCGGUCCUGAUCCAUAUGAGCACAUGAAUCUCACCCGAAGCUUUUGUGAGUUAUCCACGCACCUGAAAGAUGUUCAAGAGAAACACAAGGAGACUCUGCGGGCACAAACUAAAACGCUGAGAGUGAACACGAUCCUGAUGAGGGAGAAGGUGAAGGUUUUCCAGCUGGUUGAUCGAUACGCUGAGCUCACGAUCAUUUCUAAUGUUCGGGAUUGGAGACUGGUGGAACAUGAGCUGCUGGCAAGAGGCAGAGACCAUGAAAAAUGGAGAAAGAAACAUCUCCAAGCAGAGCUGGAAAAAGUCCGGACUCAUCAGUUUUUCGACAGCAGCUUUUCCAGGAGUAAAUCCAAAUUUGGGAGCUCGGCAGCAGUGGCCGGAUUACCAGGGAUUGGGAAAACAACAAUGGUACAGAAGAUUGUAUAUGACUGGGCCACGGGGAAAAUAUACCAACAAUUCCAGUUUGUCUUCAGUUUCAAAUUCCGGGAUUUAAAUGCCUUUAACUGUAGAAUAAACCUGAGGGAACUGAUUCUGGAUCAAUAUCCUUACUUUGAAAAAUUAUUGAGAGAAGUCUGGAAGAACCCACAGGGAUUGCUGUUUAUAUUUGAUGGUUUAGAUGAAUUCAAACACAAAAUCGAUUUUGCUGACAGUCGGAGAGAUACAGAACCCAAACAUCAGUGCCCAGAUUCCGAGUGGUGGUGUGAAGUGUCUGACAUUGUGUACAGUUUAAUCCAGGGCAAGCUGCUCCCAGGGUGCUCAGUGCUGGUGACCACCCGCCCCACUGCGUUACAUUUAUUGGAAAAGGCUGAGAUCAGUGUCCGGGCUGAAAUCCUGGGAUUCUCUGGUGAGGAACGUAAGGAAUAUUUCAUCAGGUAUUUUGAAGAUCAGAGGGUCGCGGCAGCUGUUUUCAAACACGUGGAGGAGAACGAGAUCCUGUACACCAUGAGCUACAACCCCUCCUACUGCUGGAUCCUCGCUCUGGCACUGGGUCCCUUCUUCACACAAAGAGUCAGGGACCCGCAGCGAGUUCCCAAGACCAUCACCCAACUGUACUCCUACUAUAUUUACAACAUCCUGAAAAACCACGGCCGUGAGAUUGAGAAACCCCGUGAUGUGUUACUCAGGGUUGGUCAGAUGGCCUUCAGAGGAGUGUCCGAAAGGAAGAUUGUGUUUACAGAUGGAGAUUUGAUCAACUACAAUCUGCAGCCUUCCCAGUUCCUGUCUGGGUUCCUGAUGGAGCUUUUGGAGAGAGAGGAUUCUUUCCGGAGUGUGCUGUACACAUUCCCACACCUCAGCGUACAAGAGUUUAUAGCUGCAGUCGCACAAUUCCUGAAUCCACAUCCCACGGAUAUCCUGAAAUUCCUCACUGAAGCCCACAACACGACAGAUGGGCGAUUUGAGGUAUACCUCCGCUUUGUUGCUGGUCUCUCCUCCCGAAUGACAGCUCGGGGCCUGGAGGAAUUUCUGGGUCCAUUUCCUCAUCAAACAACCUGCCGGGUGAUUGACUGGUUGAAGGAGGAGUUUAAACGGCAGAUUGGAAUGUCAUCGGGUGCAGCUGGUAAAAGGAGCCUCCUGAACACAUUGUACUACCUGUUUGAGUCUAAGAAUGGUGGACUGGUUCAGGAGACACUGGGAUCUGUGGAAACACUUUCAUUCAGUGGAAUGACACUGACCCCGAUUGACUGUGCUGUCCUGUCUCAUGUCAUCGGACUCUGUGAUUCAAUAAAACACCUCAACUUGGAAAACUGCCACAUUCAGUGUGAAGGAAUCCAGCGGCUGGGACCCGGGCUGCACAAGUGCCAGGAGUUGAGACUUGGGGAGAAUGAAAUGGGAGAUUCAGGAAUAAAACUGGUGUCUGCGGCUCUCAGGAACACGGAGUGUAAAAUACAGAAACUGGUGAUGGAGAGAGUCGGUCUCACAGAUUCUGGUGCCGAGGAUCUCAGCUCCGCUCUCUGUACAAAUUCAUCACUGAUGGAGCUGGACCUGGGUAUUAAUGAACUGGGAGAUUCAGGAGUGAAACUGGUGUCUGCGGCUCUGAGGAAACCGGAGUGUAAAAUACAGAAACUGGUACUGUAUGAUGUCGGUCUCACAGAUUCUGGUGCCGAGGAUCUCGUCUCUGCUCUCAGUACAAACCCAUCACUGACGGUGCUGAACCUGGGGUGGAACUCUCUGACAGGCCGAUCUGUCCCCGCUCUCCACCGCCUCAUACAGACCCACCCGAGUCUGAAGCUGAUCUGGCUGUACGGGAAUCAGUUCAAUGAGAGAGGUGAGAAGGAACUGAAUUUCUGCAAGAACCCAGACCUGGACUGACAGUGAUCCUGUGAAUAUCUGAAUGUGUGAACAUCCCCGCCCUCUGGAUGGGGACAUUUUGGCCGAUUUCCCACCUUCCAUCUUCUUUAAUGGCCGCACACCAGAUGCAAUUCUCAACGGUUUUAAUGGAAACGGCUCCAGUCUCCUGCUUGGUGACAUUGGAAGUGUCCCUGCAUUGACGUACUGCCCCUGCCGGAUGUGCGGUUUCGAGACUUCCCACAUGAGACUCCGGGAAUUACACAGAUAGAGAGAACCUGGAGGACAGAUCGCAGUCUGGGACACGGUGUCCCGGGGUGGGAUUAUCCCUGGAGAGACUCAUUUUGCUCCCUUUGCUGAGGACGGUGCAUUCGGCAGUCUGGCCGAUAUAAUGAUGUUAAAUUGACAAAUCCCUCGGCAGUGACCCUGGAUCUGCAGCGAUCCCGGACACGGCCCUGAAGUGUGAUUUUAUAAUCAUCGGUUCCCCGAUGCAGAGUGACGGUGAGAAACGGGACUGAUUAUUCAAACUGUCACUCGUCGCCGGUCAGUUAAUUGAAUGUGACUGCGUGAAUCGGGAGAAGCUUAUUUAUUCCCGCAUGUCAGCAGCUCACUCAUUGUUUAAUUUACAUUUGUCAUGAUGAAAUUAAUGAACUGCCGUAACUUCCUGUCUUGGUGUCAGACAAGUCUCAUUAGAGGAGAAACAGUGAUCUGGGUUUAAUGCUGUCCCCUGCACCUGGUAAACUGCAUUAAUGGGUCUGAGCUCCUCGUACUGGUACAGCAGCGCCUCAGCACCCCUGCCCGUUCACUCCCACCUUCCGCACUCCCAUUGGGACCCAGCCCUUCCCAUUCACUCACACCAUCUGCCUCCCAGAAGGACACGUCCAGUUCAUUUCCAAUGGGUAUGGGAUCCUGGAAACUGGCGGGACUGCCUGAAUUCCGAGUUUGACAGAACUCAGAGCUGCGUUUACAGAAUUUUGAGGAGAACUCCGAUGGGUUUAUUAGUCACACGGAAAGUCGAGGGUCCUGUGGAUGUUGACGACUUUGUAACACUGAUGAUACUCAGGACUGAAAUUGGUCUCCUGGGUGAAAGUAAUGGGCUGACUGAUAACGUGCACCAUGGGCGGAAUUAAGAUGGCCGUGGUCACCUUGUUUCUCAUGGCCGGCAGGGAGGGAGUGAUACACUGACAAGAGAGUAGGAGUGAUAGGCAGAGCUAAAAGGAGGGAGCGACGCCUUGGUUAAAAUGAGCGGCAGAGAAGGACGUUGACUUCAAAUGUUCGACGCCUCACUUGAAAUGGCCGCUGGGAGGGAGUGACUGAUUUGGUAGAAGUGAGCACAAGAGAGGGAGGGACGUGUUGAUUUAAGA
Hypanus sabinus (Atlantic stingray) is the source of this 4820-nucleotide messenger RNA. RefSeq names its product NACHT, LRR and PYD domains-containing protein 3-like. The transcript has 13 exons. Lineage: Eukaryota; Metazoa; Chordata; Chondrichthyes; Myliobatiformes; Dasyatidae. The record is from RefSeq and is a predicted model, not a curated record. Gene Ontology annotation, molecular function: protein binding. Bases 778 to 3480 code for a protein of 900 amino acids. Gene Ontology annotation, cellular component: cytoplasm.